AUAUUUUAGCACAAGCCUAUGGCACUUUAAAUUGCAUAAAGUAGCCUAGCAGCUAGCAGACUCUCCCCUACUCACAUUAAGCCAGGGCCAACAGCAACAUUAACAAUGUCAGUUCUACCAAAUAAAACCAUGCUGAAAAUUGCUGACUUUAAUCUAUGUUUGGUUAUUUAAGUUGGUCUUCUGACCUUAAUUUCUGUUUGGUCUUACAACCUUUAAUUUCAGUUGGUCCUCACUGACCUUUUUUAUGUUCAGCAUAUAGACACCCAUGGUCUGCAGAACCAUGCACUUUUCAGCCUUCCUUUCUGGCAUAUCACCAUUAUUUCUGAUGUCACAUCUUACUUAAUCUCUGGCUUUUAUAUUGGUGGUUAGACCUCAACACGUUUGCUCUCAGCUUUCCUUUUCAAUCUAUCAUCUAUCACCAUCCAUUAUUUUGCGGCUCCCUACCUCAGGGUAUCCACGGAUCCUUGAAAAGUCUUAAAAAGUCUUAAAUUCAUGUAUCUAAAAUUAAGGCCUAAAAAUGUCUUAAAUUCAUUAGAAAUGUCUUAAAUUGGUCUUAAAUUCCUUACUCAAAGGUCUUAAAAUUGUUGCGGCAGGAAUAUUUAAUCUGACUUUCUUUCUUUUCUUUUUUUUCCCUCUGCUACUACUACUACUACUCCUCCUUGCGUUCUGCUACCGUACUUGCACUAUGCGCAGUCCGGCAUAACAAUGGGGAAGUGUAAGUUUAACGAGAGUUGGCUGGAAGACCAUAGAUUUAGAAACUGGCUCAAGUCGGUUGCUGGCCAGCCAGAUGAGGCAAGAUGCAUUUUCUGCAAAAAAAAAUUCAAGCUCGGCACUAUGGGCAUUAAGGCGGUGGAGAGUCACAUGCAAGGCGAGAGACACAAAACGGCUGCUAAGAGCCACCAACAGACGCCAGGAAUUUUGCAGUUCUGCAGCGUGUCUGCCCCGGGCCCAGUGCCCCAGACGACGGCUGCCGCUGCUAGCAGCUCUGCUGAUCUGAGAGCAACGUUUGGCUGAACACCGACACUAAUAGCUGAAGUUUUGUGGAUUCUCAACACAAUUACGAAGCACCAGUCCUACACCUCCAAUGAGGGGAUUGGAGAUCUCUGUCGUUUAAUGUUUCCCGACUCCCAAAUCACCUGCACAUUUGCUUGUGGAAAGGACAACAUGGCCUACGUAACAAGUUUCGGAGUAGUACCUUACAUCAGAAAUCAGCUUAUCUCCAAUGUCAGCGAGUCAUUUUUUUGUUUUAAUAUUUGACGAGAGUCUAAACCACGCAACAAAAAAGAAGCAACUCGACGUGCACGUGCGAUAUUGGGUCGGGGAUCAAGUGCAUUCACGUUACCUGGGCUCACAAUUCAUGGGGCACACAACAGCUCAAGAUUUAAUGCACCACUUCAAAGUAAGUAAUACGCAUUUUGUCAAUGACUAAUUGUUAGCGUAACGUUCAUUUUGGCAGAUACUGGCAAUGUUAUGAUGUAGGCCUAUUCAGUAUACAUAGGGAAUGAUGCUGUGUUAGCUAGAUUAUCGCAACAUCUAAAAAACAAACUACAAAAGGCUCAAAAUAAAUUGCUGAGGGUUAUAUUACAGCUUCAUCCACGUUCACAUCUUGGUCCUGCACAUUUUGAAAAGCUUAACUGGCUGACGGUGGAAAAAAUAACUACUUACAUUAAAGAUGUUGCUCCCUUAAAAAAUUGUUAAUAAUUUUGAUUAUCAUCAUAUUCAUGUCAUUCUCAGGAGUAUGUGGAGAGGCUGAACCUGAGGAACAUGAUGUCCAUCUCCAUGGAUGGACCAAAUGUAAACUGGAAGUUCUUUGAGCUUCUACAGCAAGAGCAUGCUGAGCAGAAUGGUGGUGCCCAGCUGGUUGUUGUAGGUAGCUGUGGCCUCCACACCCUACAUAAUGCAUUCAAAUGUGGAUUCUCCAUGUGGCAAGUGGAGAAGGUGUUGAGGGCGAUGCACUUUCUUUUCCACAAUACACCAGCGAGGAGGGAUGACUUCAUUGCUGUCACCAAAUCCUCGGUCUUCCCAUUACCAUUCUGUGGCCAUAGGUGGAUUGAGAACUUGCCAGUUGUGGAGAGGGCUAUGGAGGUGUGGCCAUCACUGGUGAAGUAUGUGGGUGCAGUGAGGAUGAAGAACGUUCCAAACCCUGGAACAGCCUCCUUUGACAUCAUAGAAGCAGCCCGGGCAGAUCCGCUCAUCUUGCCCAAGAUACACUUCUUCAUGGCUAUCUCAAGGACCUUCACUCCCUUCCUGACAAGUACCAGACUGACGCACCAGUCAUGCCAUUCCUUUGCAAAGACUUGGCUGAAUUGUUCAAGAGUGUGCUUAGAGGGAGCAUCUCCACGACAUCACUCCACUUCAGCUUGUCAGGCUGGAUGUCACUGAUCAGAAGAGCUGGGUCAACCUGAAGGAAGCUGACAUAGGCUUGGGUGCUGAGGCAGCCCUCAAGGUAAUUUAGAUGUAUUACUUAACUUUCUAUCAAAUGAUGGUUCAUAUCCAGGCAGGAGAGAAUACUGUUAGGCCAUUCAGCUGUAUUUACCACACAUUACCCAUCUGUCAGUACCUCCAGAGAAAGAACAGCGUAGGAGAGCUCACUGCCCUAGAGUUUAGGAAGGACUGCGUGAAGGGUAUGUCAAAUAUCCUAAAGAAAGUCCAGGAGAAGAGCCCCCUGAAGUACCCCAUCGUGAGACAGAUGGCAUGUCUGGACCCCACAGUCAUGUACACCGACCCAGAUUGGUGCCAGGGAAAAAUGAGAAAUGUAGUGCACAAGUCUCUGCAAGACAAGCAGUUGUCUGGAGGUGUCUCUGCUGGUAUGAAUAGUUAAUAGAAUAGUUAUGGGAAUGUUGUUACUGAUUAUUAGCCAGUGGACAAUUGGACAUAAGUCUGUCUGCUAAUAUCAUGAUUAAUCAUCUAAAUAAUAUUUCACAUAUUUCCUUUCAUCUGUUUUGUUACAGGUGAUGUGAUUAUCCAACACAGCACAGCAUUUUGUAUUGAGUAUCAUUUUAUGCUCAAUAAACAGACAAAAAGUAAACUUGAAUGAAUCUCAUUGAGUGACACACAUGCUAUGCUUCGGUUGUAGUACAGCGGGAUCCCCCAACCAUCGCUUAUAUUUAUAGUUUUUUUGGUCUUAAAUUUCAUUCAAGGUGGCAUUAAAAAGGUCUUAAAAAGUCUUUAAUUUAACUUACUGAAACCUGCAGAUACCCUGCUAGCUGUCAUUCCAGACAUAUUCCUACCACACGUUUCUCACCAAAGUUGUACUAUCUCAUUCAUGGCUUAUUUCUGUCAUAUACGUAACUAUGCACAUAUCCAUUCCAUAGUCUUUCACAUUUGCUUUAUGUGCAUUUCUCUAGCUACGCGUCUCCCCUUAAUUUUC
Messenger RNA from Epinephelus lanceolatus (giant grouper), 3370 nucleotides. RefSeq lists its product as uncharacterized. The record is from RefSeq and is a predicted model, not a curated record. Lineage: Eukaryota; Metazoa; Chordata; Actinopteri; Perciformes; Serranidae.